Messenger RNA from Fonsecaea nubica, 1599 nucleotides. RefSeq lists its product as hypothetical. The record is from RefSeq and is a predicted model, not a curated record. Gene Ontology annotation, biological process: transmembrane transport; carbohydrate transport. Gene Ontology annotation, cellular component: membrane. Bases 1 to 1599 code for a protein of 532 amino acids. Gene Ontology annotation, molecular function: carbohydrate:proton symporter activity. The transcript has 6 exons. Lineage: Eukaryota; Fungi; Ascomycota; Eurotiomycetes; Chaetothyriales; Herpotrichiellaceae.
AUGUCGGAAGUUCCACAUACCAGUCAAAUCACCGUGCCGGUGACGUCCCUUUGGGCCAACCGCAAAUGCUUGAUGAUUGCUUGCAUUGUCGCGACCGCCAAUACCCAGUAUGGUUUCGACAGUGCCGCAAUCGGUGCCCUUCAGGCUAUGCCCGGCUUUCUAAAAGUAUUUGGCUUUCCCGACCCUAACAGCCCGGGUGGCUAUGGGAUCGACAGCACCUUUCAACAACUGAUCGGCUCCCUCUUGACGCUCGGUGCCUUUCUCUCGUCGAUCCUCGCUGGGGCUUUCGGAGCCUUUUACGGCCGCAAAACAGCGCUUUGGUUGGCCUGCAUUUUGAAUUGCAUUGGAUUAGCCAUUCAAAUCGGCACCACAAACAAGGGAGUGAUAUAUCUUGGUCGAAUUGUCCUCGGCUUCUCAAAUGGCUUCCUGGUUACCUUCUCGAACAUCUACACCGCGGAAAUUGCCCCGGCUCAUCUGAGAGGGGUGAUGGUGGCACUGUUUGCGUACUGGGUCAAUAUCGGUGCGAUCCUGGGGACCAUUGUGGAUAACUAUACCAAGGACCGUUUGGACAAGGGUUCGUAUCAGAUUCCAAUUGGCAGCCUUUAUAUUGUGCCUGUCCUUUUGGGUAUUGGACUAUUCUUCGUCCCGGAAACCCCUCGAUGGCUGUUGCACCACAAUAAAGAAAGCCAGGCCCGAAAAGCCUUGGAGAAGUUGCGAGCCGACUCGUUGGCUCCCGAGUAUUUCGAACUCGAAUGGGCGGAAAUCAUUCGCGGCGUCGAGGAAGAGAGACGGAUCGCAAAGUCUGUUGGACUGUUGGAUAUGUUCCGCGGUGCCGAUUUGCGACGGACACUAUUGUGCUGGGGUACCAUUCUGACCCAAGCAGGGAGCGGCUCUUGGUUCCCCAUCGCGUAUCAAACAUAUUUCUUCCAAAUCGCCGGCAUCAAGCAAGCUUUCCAGUAUUCCAUCAUGAUCACCUGCAUUGGGUUUGUUGGCGUCAACUGCGGCAUGUACGCCAUGCGCCACCUGGUGGGGAGAAGAUUCAUUUGCAUCUUUGGGUCGGUCGUGACAAGUCUCUGCUUCCUGGGAAUGGCGAUUGCGCAGAGCGUCUCACCUUUCACCAUUGAGACUGGCAAAGUCACGGUGGCAAUGGUCGCCAUUUGGGGGUUCUUCUAUAAUGGAUGUGUCGGCGCCGCGACCUAUCCCGUGGCUACAGAGUUGGUGAGCUCCCGGCUUCGUGCGUGGACUGUGGGGUCGGCAACCUCGAUUCAAUACGUUUUUGCGUGGCUCACCAGUUUCUGCACACCAUAUUUCAUCAACCCGACCGAUCUGAACUGGGGUCCUCGCUAUGGUUACAUCUGGUUCGGAAGUAACAUUGUGUGUGCACUGUUCUACUUCUUUUGCAUCCCAGAGUUGAAAGGGAGAACAUUGGAGGAGAUUGACGAGCUUUUCGAGAAGCGGGUCGGCGUGUUCAAGUUCAAGACCUAUCAGACCGAGAUUCAGGAGAAGGCCUUGCACGACGUUCAAGUCAACACCGGCGCUUUCAUGGACAAGAAGCCCGCAGUGACCCAUGUCGAAGAAUCUGUGGAAAAGAUGGAAUGA